AUGCCGAGGGAAAUAAAAAUUGGUCUAUUGCUGCCUCAAAGAGCCUGGUGCCAGGCAGCCCAGAAGUUCACAGGAGGAAUCGGAACCAAACUCUGUGCUUUGCUCUAUGGGGAUGCGGAAAAGCCCAUGGAAACCGGUGCAAAGGAGGACCCGGGCUCGGAGGAGAAGAGGCCGGCCUGCACCUGCAACACCAAGCCCUGCAGCUGCCCCAAAGCGGAUGUUAAUUAUGCAUUUUUACACUCAACAGAUCUCCUGCCCGCCUGCCACGGGGAGGUGGCGACGAUGUCUUUCCUACAAGACGUCGUGGACAUUUUGCUUCAGUACGUGGCGAAAAGUUUUGACCGAUCAACCAAAGUGAUUGAUUUCCAUUACCCAAACGAGCUGCUCCAGGAAUACAACUGGGAGCUGGCGGAUCAACCGCAGACCUUGGAAGAAAUUUUGUUGAACUGCAGAACGACGCUGAAAUAUGCCAUUAAAACAGGGCAUCCUAGAUAUUUCAAUCAACUGUCAACUGGAUUGGACAUGGUUGGAUUAGCUGCAGACUGGCUAACGUCAGCUGCAAAUACUAACAUGUUCACCUAUGAAAUUGCUCCAGUGUUUGUACUUUUGGAAUAUGUCACGCUCAGGAAAAUGAGAGAAAUGAUUGGCUGGCCAGGGGGCUGUGGCGAUGGGAUAUUUUCACCUGGUGGUGCCAUAUCUAACAUGUAUGCUAUGUUGAUUGCACGUUUCAAGAUGUUCCCAGAAGUUAAAGAGAAAGGAAUGGCAGCUAUUCCCAGACUGGUUGCCUUCACAUCAGAACAUAGUCACUUUUCUGUGAAAAAAGGAGCCGCAGCUUUGGGAAUUGGUACAGAUAGUGUCGUUCUGAUUAGAUGUGAUGAAAGGGGGAAAAUGAUCCCAUCAGACCUUGAAAGAAGAAUUCUUGAAGCUAAACAAAAAGGAUUUGUUCCUUUCUUAGUGAGUGCCACAGCAGGAACAACAGUGUAUGGUGCAUUUGAUCCACUCAUUGCUAUUGCAGAUAUCUGCAAGAAAUACAAAAUCUGGAUGCACGUGGAUGCAGCAUGGGGUGGUGGACUACUGAUGUCCAGGAAACAUAAAUGGAAAUUAAACGGUGUUGAAAGGGCCAAUUCUGUGACAUGGAAUCCACACAAGAUGAUGGGCGUCCCGUUGCAGUGUUCCGCCCUGUUAGUUAGAGAAGAGGGAUUGAUGCAGAGCUGCAAUCAAAUGCAUGCUUCCUACCUCUUUCAACAAGAUAAACACUAUGAUUUGUCCUAUGACACUGGAGACAAGGCUUUACAGUGUGGACGUCAUGUUGAUGUCUUCAAGCUAUGGCUGAUGUGGAGAGCAAAGGGAACUAUAGGAUUUGAAGCACAGGUUGACAAGUGCUUGGAACUUGCAGAAUAUCUAUAUAAUAAAAUAAAGAACAGAGAAGGUUAUGAAAUGGUGUUUGAUGGAAAGCCCCAGCACACAAAUGUCUGCUUCUGGUACAUACCUCCCACUCUACGAGACAUGGAAGACAAUGAAGAAAGAAUGAACCGUCUUAUGAAGGUAGCUCCACUGAUAAAAGCCAGAAUGAUGGAAUAUGGAACUACAAUGGUGAGCUAUCAGCCACUGGGAGACAAAGUGAACUUCUUUCGGAUGGUGAUCUCAAACCCAGCAGCAAGUCAUCAAGACAUUGAUUUCCUGAUUGAGGAAAUAGAACGUCUGGGACAAGAUUUAUAA
This is a messenger RNA of Alligator sinensis (Chinese alligator), 1719 nucleotides long. It is a transcript of the gene GAD2, whose product is annotated as glutamate decarboxylase 2. The transcript has 16 exons. The coding region runs from base 1 to 1719 and encodes 572 amino acids. Gene Ontology annotation, biological process: GABA shunt. Gene Ontology annotation, cellular component: cytoplasm. The record is from RefSeq and is a predicted model, not a curated record. Gene Ontology annotation, molecular function: glutamate decarboxylase activity; pyridoxal phosphate binding. Lineage: Eukaryota; Metazoa; Chordata; Crocodylia; Alligatoridae.